This is a messenger RNA of Chanos chanos (milkfish), 1681 nucleotides long. It is a transcript of the gene sqstm1, whose product is annotated as sequestosome 1. Gene Ontology annotation, cellular component: amphisome; aggresome. The record is from RefSeq and is a predicted model, not a curated record. The transcript is spliced from 8 exons. Bases 153 to 1559 code for a protein of 468 amino acids. Gene Ontology annotation, molecular function: protein kinase C binding; zinc ion binding; K63-linked polyubiquitin modification-dependent protein binding. Gene Ontology annotation, biological process: aggrephagy; endosome organization; mitophagy. NCBI's taxonomy places the organism in Eukaryota, Metazoa, Chordata, Actinopteri, Gonorynchiformes, Chanidae.
UCUACGGAACUGUAUUCUUUAUACAGGAAGCGCGCUGUCCGCAGAAACGAAAUAAAGCCGAUCGGCGCAGCUGAGCGAUCCACUAUUUUUACUGCGCAACAAACUCGAGAGCUCGACUUUUCCGGAGGCUGUGUUGACGAGAAGACGCGAAAAUGUCGAUAACGGUGAAAGCCUACCUUCUUGGCAAGGAGGAUAGUCAUAAGGAGAUCCGUCGUUUUGCUAUCGAUCAGGACGUCUCUACAAGUUACGAAUAUUUGAGCAGGAAAGUUGCUGAUGUUUUCACCAACCUCCGCAAUGUGGCCUUUCAAAUGUACUACAAAGAUGAGGACGGUGAUAUGAUUGCAUUCUCCUCUGAUGAUGAGCUGAUUAUGGGCCUCACCAUGGUUAAGGAUGACACCUUCCGUCUCUUCGUCAAGGAGAAAAGGGAGCAUAAGCGUGACUUCCCUGUGCACGGGUUUCCAGGGUUUCAGUUCCCACCACCCCCUGGACCUCCACACAUGGGCCCUCCUGGACCCCCUCAUAUGGGACCCCCAGGUCCCCACCACAUGGGGCCACCUCCUCACCACCCUCCUGUGGUGCACCCUGGCGUGACCUGUGACGGGUGUGACAGCCAGGUUGCCGGGACACGGUUUAAGUGCACGACCUGUCCCGAUUAUGACCUGUGUAGCACCUGCCAAGCCAAGGGCCUACACAAGGAGCAUGUUCUUCUGCCCAUCUUCCACCCCAUGGCCAACCUGUUUGAGUGGUUCCCUCGUGGGAAGUUUUGGCGUAAGAUGAGGCACUGCAUGUGGCCUGCAGCCCAGGCUCAUGCUCAUGCUCAGGCUCAGGCCCAGGCCCAGAACCAGGCCCAAACCCAGGCUCAGAAUCAGAACCAGGACCAGCCAGGUCCAUCUGGAACCCAGCAAGACCAGAGUAGUGCCUCUGCUCAGGCGAAUGUGGAGUAUCUGAAGAACAUUGGGGAGGGUGUGGCUGCCAUGCUUAGCCCUCUGGGAAUCGAUGUGGAUAUUGACGUUGAGCAUGAGGGCAGAAGGACCAAAGUGACCCCCACACCACCUGGUUCUGACGGACCUCCCAGUGAACGAAGCGACAGUGGGUCAGGAGGGGCAGAUGGAUUGGUCUCCAGAGGGACUGAAAUGGGUCCAGAGAGCCAGAGCAGCACAGGCAGUACCAGUAAUGGAGCAAAGGGUAAACGGGACCUGAGCAGUGAUGACGAGUGGACUCACCUUAGCCCUAAAGAGGUGGACCCAUCCACAGGUGAGCUGCAGUCUGUUAGGAUGGAGGAGGACCUGAUGGAGGAGGUUCUAGAUGAUCAUCCUGCCCCACUCAGCACUGCCUCCAGCUCCACCCGGGGCCCAACUGGCCUGCGUGAGGCAGCACUUUACCCACAUCUGCCCCAAGAUGCAGACCCUCGGCUGGUCGAGACCCUGUCUCAGAUGCUCUCCAUGGGCUUCACAGACGAGGGUGGCUGGCUAACCAGACUCAUCCAGACCAAGAACUACGACAUCGGAGCAGCUCUGGACACCAUCCAGUACUCCAAACGCUCGGGCCAAAACAAGUAGAGGAACAGUCCUGCCUCUCCAGAGAGGACCAAGGCCUUAUCUACUGCACAAUAAUCAAUGGCCUUUUGUUCAGUACUAUAGCAACCUGACCAACUCUGCCUUUUCUCAACAUGUAAUCAUUU